AUGUCCAAGCUCUACGUCGGCAACCUGCCGUCGGACUGCAACGAGGCCGCCCUGAGGCAGCUCUUCCAGGAGCACAGCCUCGCCUGCACCAACGUCCUCGUGAAGCGCGGCGGGUACGCCUUCGUCGACUGCGCCGACCAGUCCACGGCGGACCGGGCCAUCGACAAGCUGAACGGAUACACCUACCUCGGGUCGUUGCUCAUCGUGGAGCCGUCAGUGGCCAGCGGGACGAAGAAACGGUGA
Messenger RNA from Orussus abietinus, 243 nucleotides. Its product is annotated as insulin-like growth factor 2 mRNA-binding protein 3-A. Bases 1 to 243 code for a protein of 80 amino acids. The transcript has 2 exons. The record is from RefSeq and is a predicted model, not a curated record. Gene Ontology annotation, molecular function: RNA binding. NCBI's taxonomy places the organism in Eukaryota, Metazoa, Arthropoda, Insecta, Hymenoptera, Orussidae.